AUGAAAGAUUACAUUACUGGUGAAAAGCCAUACGAGUGUGAUAUUUGUAAGAAACGGUUUUCUAGAAAGGGUAAUUUGGCUGCCCAUAAAAUGACACAUGGUAAGAUUAGACCAUUUAUUUGCAAACUGGAUAACUGUAACAAAUCGUUCUCUCAAUUAGGUAACAUGAAAUCACACCAAAACAAAUUUCAUCUUGAUACUUUAAAAGUGUUAACCCAGAAGCUAGCAACAAUGGACCCUGAUACACCAAUACCUCAAGAGGAAAGAGAAUUGCUGGAAUAUUUUGCCUCGAUAUAUAAAAACUCCAACAAGGGUAUCAAAGGUAGAGGAAAGGGUAGCACAAAGGUUAGUUUAUCUCCUGAAGCCAUAUCAAGAGCAUCAUCAUCGCCGGUUGAAAAAAGAAGAACCUCUAGAAGGAAAUCAAGCCGGACAAAUAAUGGUGAUAACGUGAUGGCUAAUAUUCCAAGCACUAUUGAUUCUUUGAUGACAAAUGAAAACAUGCAAUCCGUUCAAAAUGGAAUUGCGCAUUCAGAUAAAUCACCAAAUCCAAAUUACAGCUAUUCGCAAUUCCCACCACAAGCUGGCGGGUCAUUGGAUGACUAUCCUGGAGCAUCUGGUUACGUAAAUGGGGCGGAAUCUUCAAACAACUUGAACAAGGACGAAAACUCUGAGACAAACAGCAAGCAAAAUUCAUCGAAUAAUCUCAUGAUGCCAUUGACCAAUGUUUCUGGUUUUUCGUUUUCAUUCGAUAACAGCAAUGAACCUGUGAAUGCUCCCCAAUCGAAUGAGCAACGGUCACAGCUAUCAAAUAUUAGUCAGUCUCCGGUUAACUCUCAAGAGCCUAUCAAGUUCAAAAACAUCAGUUAUAAGAGUUAG
Molecule: messenger RNA, 876 nt
Organism: Nakaseomyces glabratus
Lineage: Eukaryota; Fungi; Ascomycota; Saccharomycetes; Saccharomycetales; Saccharomycetaceae
Source: RefSeq, a predicted model, not a curated record